UGGGGUUUGGGGGUGGAAUCUGAUAACCAGGACUGGUGCAACUCAGAUUAAUCAACCCACAGAAAGAAGAUGCCUGGGAGUACAGGAAUUUUCCCCGCACUGCGGGCCACCAUCCUCCUCUUGCUGUCUGCAGCCUCCUUGGGACCUCGGUGCCAGGCCACCCUAUGGGUGCACAGUGGCCCAACGUCAGUGACAGUGAGCCCUGGGGAAGACGUCCACCUACAGUGCCUGCACAAUGGCAGCAACUCCAACAUCACUUGGUGGCACAUCCUCCAGGGCAACUAUACAUGGAAAUCUAUGUUCAUGGGUCAGACCAAACUCCCCAAGGGCGAACUGAUCAUCGAGAAUGUGAACAAGAGCCACAAGGGCAUAUACCGCUGCCGCGUAGAAGACCAGGGGAAGACAGGGUACUCCUGUGGCACCUACCUCCGAGUGCGUGAUCCAACCCCCAGACCCUUCCUGGCUAUGGGAGAGGGCACCAAGAAUCGCAUCAUCACAGCGGAGGGUAUCAUCCUGCUGUUCUGUGCAGUGGUGCCUGGGACGCUGCUGCUGUUCAGGAAACGCUGGCAGAACGAGAAGUUUGGGAUGGACCCCCAGGAUGACUAUGAGGAUGAAAAUCUUUAUGAGGGCCUGAACCUUGACGACUGCUCCAUGUACGAAGACAUCUCCCGGGGCCUCCAGGGCACCUACCAGGAUGUGGGCAACCUCCACAUUGGAGAUGUCCAGCUGGAGAAGCCAUGACCACCCCCACAUACAUCAAGAAGGCCCUGCCUGCUGUGUGCCCCCUCCAGCGCCUCCUCUCACACCCCUAGCACAUUCCUUCUCCUUCUCUCUGGGAGCUCCCAGCCCCCAGUGUCCCAAUCCCCACCUCAACCUCUGUGUGUGUGUGUGUGUGUGUGUGUGUGUGUGUGUGUGUGGUCUUUCCCAGGCUCCCUCCCCAGUGGGUAAUGAGCCCUUAAUCGCUGCCUCUAAGGGAGCUGAUUGCAGCAGCUCUUACUGUCGCCCCCCUCCUCCCAGAUCUGUCACGGCCACUUAGUGAUAAUAAAUCCUUCCCAACUGCA
Molecule: messenger RNA, 1061 nt
Organism: Octodon degus (degu)
Lineage: Eukaryota; Metazoa; Chordata; Mammalia; Rodentia; Octodontidae
Gene: Cd79a
Product: CD79a molecule
Exons: 5
Coding region: 70-741 (223 amino acids)
Biological process (GO): B cell differentiation; B cell receptor signaling pathway
Cellular component (GO): B cell receptor complex; external side of plasma membrane; membrane
Molecular function (GO): transmembrane signaling receptor activity
Source: RefSeq, a predicted model, not a curated record